AUGACGCAUGUCAACAUCUUCGUCCUCCCGAAUGAGAUCUGGAGUGAAAUAUUCCGCAUUGUCGCAUUUUCGCAACCCAUCAGCAAUGUGCACCAUCUUCGAAGCGGCAGGACGUGGUUAUCGAUCACGCGCACUUGCUUGCUAUGGCGUAAUAUUUCUUUGGGGGACGCUCGCUUGUGGAGCAAUGUCGUCCUUCAGCUGCCUUCGUUGGCCUGGGGCAAGGAGUUUCUGGCCCGGGCUGGGGCAGCAAUGGUCGACCUCACAGUCCGCUGCUUGACCGUUCCGCCUUCACACGAGGUCUCUUCUAUAAACGCUCUCUCCGAGACCGCAAACCUCAUCUCGACACACCUCUCUCAUACUCACAGUCUACGCAUACACUCGAGGCAAAGGAAUAUUAUUGAAUACCUCCUGCAAAGCUUGGUAGCAGGUGCCGGUCCCGUUGGUAUACGCUCUCUCUGUCUCGGAUUGGAUGCAGGGGUAUCGGAGGGUAGCACCAUUGCUGCCCCUGCAUCCAUCCUUAGAGCCGUCCCUCUCCAGACUUUGGCCCUCGAUUGUCUAUUCUUCGAUUGGAGUUCUGGCAUCUAUACCGGUCUCGUCCAUCUAUCGCUGCAUGCUCAAGACCGUUUGUGUGCGCCCUCCAUGCAGACCUUCCUGUGCAUCCUCGAGAAUUGUCCGGCCCUGGAGACUUUAGAGGUUGUCGAUGCGGGACCCUUGCACGAAGAGGAUCAUUCUGCAUAUGAGCCUGUGAUGCUCUCUCGACUUCGUCGUCUGACUUUGCAAAACUGGUCCAAGGAUCUCAAAUACCUGCUUCAAUACCUAAUUUUUCCGACGUCAGCGCAAGUAACCCUCGCUUUCACGGGAUCGGGAGAGAAGUAUAAUGAGGUGUCCGACGUCUUUCCUCCAGCGUGUACCCCGCUGCUAACCAAAGCUGCUCGGUCACACAUCACACAUAUACGGUCUCUAGGAGGGGACCACAUUACCGGAAGACUCGAAGUGUACGCCGAAGAUGGCGCAGAGCGCGGCUCGGCGCUGACCGUCAUCGUUUGCUCGAUCUAUGCCGCAAGAUUGGUUACAGCCCUGGCAUCCUUCUUCUCACAGUACACAGAACAUCUCAUUAUCCGCCAACCACUGUGCGCAUCCCCCCUUUGGCUAGACCAUUUGCACAAGUAUUCCCGCUUGAGGGCAUUGGAAACCGAUGUUAACGCUGCGAAGCUGGCCUCGACCCUUGACGAGGUCGACGAGCAAGGGAAUCUGAUAUGCCCAAAUCUCACUACCGUCAUAUACGCUGGGGAGUCUAGGCUCUCUCCAGAAGAGAGGCGGCAAAUUCUCCACUCCCUCGAGUCCCGCAGUCGGCCUGAAAAUCCGGACGUCAAGGACGGCGAUAAAGCUGACGAGCCGGAGAGGAAGACCUGGCCCCGUACGAAGAUUAGUGGUGUGCAGCGAGGCUACAUCUUCAACUGGCUCAGGUGGCUGGCAAACGGACGCGACGAGAAGACGGGCGUCGAGAUGAGACAAUCCAUGCGUUAUGCUUUGCACCAAGAUUUUGAACGUCUAUCACGCAGCGCUACUCACAAGGGUUGCCGCGCUGGAGUCAGUUCCGGAUAUCGAGAAGGACUGGCAUCCAGCAAUGAUAAACAGGUGCUGGAUCUGAUCCAUCCCUCCCUGUACUGCUUCCGCAUCGGCAAGUCGGCGGUGAAGAACGCUGACGAUGGUACGUCCCAACCAUAUAUUCAGCAGAGGCCAGAUCUAAUUCAUCACACGAAUGAGUCGCCGUACUACCUGUCUGAGCAGCACCAGUGGCUUCCUACCGACUUUGAGGUCUCUGAAACGGGCGAGGUUAUGAACGUCUCGUAUAUCAAUAAUCUCCACCCGGACCGCAAGUCGUUGUAUGCAACGCUUAACUCGAUCGUCGAGCAAACUGAUCCUUAUGGGUGGUACCAUGGUCGCGUUACGCCAGAGCCUGAAGAGGAGGACUUUAUGGAAGAAUAUGAUGGAAAGCAGGAGGUCGGGCAAGCUUUCUGGGAUGCAUUGGACCACUGGAAACGCAACCAGAGACCCUUUAUUCCCGAGCCCGACCCAUUCAUGGCACCCGACGAAGAUGAGAAGGUUCUCCGAGUCUUUAGUCUCAAGGGUCGCGUCGUACAAGUCAUCAUCAAGAUGGCCAAUAUUAUGCUGACUCCCGAAAAGCCAGAGUACGCUGGUGGGUCAUGGCACGUCGAGGGAAUGGAGAACGAACGGAUCGUGGCUACCGGCAUUUGA
Messenger RNA from Gloeophyllum trabeum ATCC 11539, 2259 nucleotides. RefSeq lists its product as uncharacterized. Lineage: Eukaryota; Fungi; Basidiomycota; Agaricomycetes; Gloeophyllales; Gloeophyllaceae. The transcript is spliced from 4 exons. Bases 1 to 2259 code for a protein of 752 amino acids. The record is from RefSeq and is a predicted model, not a curated record.